Molecule: messenger RNA, 1633 nt
Organism: Sardina pilchardus (European sardine)
Lineage: Eukaryota; Metazoa; Chordata; Actinopteri; Clupeiformes; Clupeidae
Product: protein TASOR-like
Exons: 7
Coding region: 422-1132 (236 amino acids)
Biological process (GO): negative regulation of gene expression, epigenetic
Cellular component (GO): nucleoplasm
Source: RefSeq, a predicted model, not a curated record
CAACCACCAGCGGCUUACAUUGAGGAAGUUACAAAAUGGCAGUUUAGCGCAUUCUAACUUUCUGUUUCUUACCUGGCGAGUUAGGUUUCGUUUAAAGCUCGUAGUGACCCAUCAUUCAAUGUCCUUAACGAGGGAAAUAUAGGCAUUGCAAAAAUAUAAUGACAAUACUCGCAAAACCUGAAGUGUUCCAUGAAAAUGUUUAGAACUUGUCGCUUCCUGGUUGCAACAUUUCCCCAAGACGAAACACAGCAAGUAAAGUGAGACAAACGGAAUAUUCGCUGUCAACGAUUCACGUAAAGCUACGGAUCCUCUAUAUUUUGGAUUACUUUUUGCUGUAGCCUUGUUGAUGACAGAUUCUUCAGAUGUUUGUCAACAAGAUAGAAAACGGACCGACCAGAAAUUCAACUAGCGGCGCGUAAUCAUGGAGAAUGAUAUCAGAUCGAAAGAAGGUCUUUUGGAACCAGUGCUUCCAGGCUCAGCAAUAUUUGAUGACAGUAUUCUACCACCCCUGCAUAACUCUUACCUGUAUGAGGAGUCAAGAAACUCAUUCAUUUACAGUUCUGCACAUCUGAUAAAUAAUGACAUCUUGCAGAAACGAUAUGCUACCUUCAGAGUGGAGAAGAAAGAGAGUGGUUACACCGAGGAGGAACUCGAGGAAUCGUUUGGUUUCCUGUUGUUUGAGGAUGAAAGUGAGGCAAACAAACUUGGGGAUAGCGGUCUACUUACUGGACAUGGCUCAUGCUCUACGCUUGGAGAUCCUUCAAAGGGAGUGUAUGUUUCAAAGUACUCAGACUGCCUGGACGUGAAACGAUGGUACUGUGGGAAGUCUGGCCAUAUUGCUAUAGUAAGACUUACAAAGGGCAGAGUGAAAGAAGUGAGUGACAACUACACUGUGAACUUCACUCCUCCCACAGAAGGGUUUGACUGCCACGAGUCAGAUCAACUCAGCACAGUCACAGCCACUACCAGCUCCUUUCUGGCAUUUGAGAGAACUCAGCACUAUAUGUAUGAGCUGAUGAAUGGAGGUAGAGACACAGAGAAGUGUCCUCGACAUGUGUGUCCAUUCGCAAUAGUGGCAUUUUCUUAUGGCAAAGCACAUCCUACUGUUCCUGAAUCAUCAGAAAAAAGGUAACUCUAUGGCUUUGUUGUAGAGGAUAUACAGUAUGUAGUAUUUAGCCAAACUCAACCUUUGAUGUCACAAUACUAGCAAAUGUGAACCAAAUGCACGGCAACAAGAUUCUUUCGGAUUCAGUGGUAAAAUUUAGGAGACGCACAGUAUACAUGUAUACAUUUAAACAGGAAGAGACAGAACAAAACUAGGGAUGUAAAUACACAGAACUUAGGCAGACUAAUAAGGCACAGGUGGGAAAGGAACAAGGCCAUAGACCUCUGAAGUUCGCCUACAAAAAAGCUACCAUCUUUGCCCAAAUAAAGUAAUCCAGUAUCUUGAGAUUUUUUCUAUGGGAAACUAACAUGGGGAUUUUGAAUUAUCGCACAUGUUAAACUCUCGCGGGGACGAAGAAAUUGGAAAUGCACUACAAAGUUUUGCCCUCUGCCUUUGAGUGGAUACUGUGGUCUUUGGUAGGUGAAGACGACACACUUUAAUCUUUGCUACCCCAGAGCUAACUUACAA